GUCAACUUCAAUGUCAACCUGUGACAAUUAUGAUGAUCAACAAACAGCUAGUGAAUCUCUCAUCACCAGAAGUAAUGUUUGUAGUAAGAAUUGUGUGAUCAAUGGUCUUUCUUCUUGUGAUGGUCAAAGCACAAACACUGAGGAACCUCGGGAAUCUAUUGUAAUACCGGACACUCAGAUGGUAGAGACAACACUUGUGAACAGAGAUGAUACUGUGACAGUUGUGAAAGAAAGUGACAAUAAUGACGAUGAUGACAGCAUUGGCGUACAUGUUCCUCCUGUAUCACUGACGUCCAGAGAAACAGAUACACAACGAGACACAUCAGAUGCUCACUUCUCCACAAGAGAAGGAACACUUGCUGUUUUCUGUACAGUCGCACCUUCCAAUUCUGCCCAUGUAUCUGCCGAGAAAACAAAUUCUAUAAUUGCCAACAACAGUGAGGUCAACUUGCCUCGAAGUGAAACCACUGAUAUAAAUGAUGAAACUGCGCAAGCAAGCAGCACUCGUUUGAUAUCAACUCCAUUGUCACCGAACACUCAAUUUACUGUUUCACAAUGUGAACACACCGGCUUGAUUGACUCUCAAGAAUUGGAUGUACAGGAAGUCAAGCGGCAGCUUGAUAGACGAAGUAAGGAAUUAGCCGAGGUGAACGUAUUGCUGAGUGAAGAACUGACUCAUUGCAACAAAGAAGAGAACGGAUGCUUAUCACAGCUGUUGCAUGAAACGAACGAGGACCCUCCUUCUUCACCUUCACCAUCUCCUACUCCUCCACCAGGUCCUCCUCUAAUGCCAGUCUCCGUCAUUCUGUCCACCAUUGAUAAACAUAAACAGAGAAGGCUAUCACACGAGCAACUCCAUAGCUCUUGGCCUGGAAGCAGCGAGACAAAAGCCAGUCAAAAGAGAGACGUAGUAGUCGAACAAUCACAAAGUAUUUUUGCUGGAUUGAAAAGUAGGAGAUCGGUUUCGUUAGAACCUCCUGCUAAGAAAGCGAACACAGACAUGGUUGGGUUUAAUGACUGCACUUUUGGAGCUAACGUCAUGAUUCCUUCUGUGAGUCUGGAAAAUCAGUGUGAAGAGAGAAUAGAGAUCAGUGGAAAGACAACAGAGAGAAGUGCUCAUACAAACAGCAGAAUAAUGUCGUUCAUCACAAGUGGUUUGACUAAGACGCAAAUGGCACGAACUAAACAGCUAGCAAUGAAGUAUGGAGGUCGACUGGCUAGUUGCUUCAACAGAAAUACGACUCACGUGAUCUGCAAAACAGACGAGAACAGAAUAGCCUCUAGGACUAUGAAGUUUUUAUUGGGAGUUGCAGCUGGCAAGUGGGUUGUUGAUUACUGCUGGGUGCAGGACUGUCUGAAUGGCAGCAGUUUGUUGCCAGAGAAUGAUUAUGAAGUGGCUGGCGACACAGGAAGCAGACACCGAGGUGGACCACAAGCAGCCAGACUGAGAGCAGAGAGCAACAGUCCACGUCUUCUCUCUGGUCAAACUGUUGCCUUACUAGGAGAUUUUAUGACCAUCCAUAAAGAUCAAUUACGUCAGUUGCUUGAAGUGGCAGGAGCUAGAAGCGUGUCAGACAAGGAAGCAUUCGAUUACAAUGAGACUGAAAGAAGAAACGUAAUUGUUGUGUGUGACCCGGAAUGCAGCGAAGUGAAAGAUCAUUGGAUGGGUUUACAAGGUACUGUCACUCUCUACUGGGUUACUGACAGUUUAGCAGCAAACACGAUACUACCUUUAUGUCAGUAUUCGGUUGGUAUGGAGACGUGUAGCUACACAAAUUCCGACAUUAUGCCCUCGCCCAGUCUAAUUCCGGGCUCUUUAUGAGAUAUUUAUAAUCGAAGGAUCAGUAAUGACAACAUCUAUUUC
Molecule: messenger RNA, 1864 nt
Organism: Corticium candelabrum
Lineage: Eukaryota; Metazoa; Porifera; Homoscleromorpha; Homosclerophorida; Plakinidae
Product: breast cancer type 1 susceptibility protein homolog
Exons: 10
Coding region: 11-1822 (603 amino acids)
Biological process (GO): double-strand break repair via homologous recombination; negative regulation of fatty acid biosynthetic process; positive regulation of transcription by RNA polymerase II
Cellular component (GO): BRCA1-BARD1 complex; BRCA1-A complex; plasma membrane
Molecular function (GO): ubiquitin-protein transferase activity; zinc ion binding; DNA binding
Source: RefSeq, a predicted model, not a curated record